AUGGGAGGGAGAGAUUUAUAUCGAACAAGAUGCGACGAGUCCAUCACAGCAAAGCAAGGUGAAGAUCAUCAACAUCAACAACAACAACAUCAUCAUCAUCUUUUCACUGACAGCAUCAUGAAGACUCUCUGCUUUACUCUGGGGCUGCUGCUGCUCACCAUCUGCUGCUGCAACGCCAUACCUACCGCUCUAAAGUUCAACACACAACCUGUGAACUGCUGCUUCAGCGUUUACAACAACAGCAUACCACUGAAGUUUGUGUCCAGUAUAACCAAGACCCACAGAUCCUGCCAGACGCAGGCAUUCAUAGUCCAGACUAUCAAAGGAAGACAGAUCUGCUACGAUGAAACUUUCGGUUGGGCUCUGCGUGCCUACAAUCGUUUCCACAACACUGAGGGCAGCGGUCAGCUGCACUGAUGAUAUAUUAUUGCAUAAUAUUGUGCUAAAUCUGUGCCUGUUUUUUCAGGCUUAAAUGUGUGAAUUUUACUAUAUUUUAAUAAAAA
Molecule: messenger RNA, 503 nt
Organism: Centropristis striata (black sea bass)
Lineage: Eukaryota; Metazoa; Chordata; Actinopteri; Perciformes; Serranidae
Product: C-C motif chemokine 3-like
Exons: 4
Coding region: 1-417 (138 amino acids)
Biological process (GO): positive regulation of GTPase activity; monocyte chemotaxis; neutrophil chemotaxis
Cellular component (GO): extracellular region
Molecular function (GO): chemokine activity; CCR chemokine receptor binding
Source: RefSeq, a predicted model, not a curated record